AUGUCGCUGGUUCGAACAGCAACAAUCGCUCUUCUUCUUAUCGCGUUUCUGCAAAACGCUGUGGCUCAGAAGAGACAUCAAAGUAUUGAAACGUAUAAAGGAGCGGUUGCGACGGACGAUGGACGGUGUUCUGAAAUUGGAACGAGUGUGCUUUGUGAAGGAGGAAACGCGAUUGAUGCGUCUGUAGCGGCUGCACUUUGUUUGGGCGUUGUGAGUCCCGCGUCUAGCGGUAUAGGCGGUGGAGCGUUUACAGUGGUUAAGAUGGCUGGUGGAAAAGAAAUAGCUUAUGAUUCUAGAGAAACCGCUCCUCUCAAAGCCUCUGAGGAUAUGUUUGGUGGUAAUCCUGAACUAAAGAGGAAAGGAGCCUUAUCGGUAGGCGUUCCCGGGGAAGUCGCGGGUCUAUUCACGGUUUGGAAACAGCACGGAAAGCUACCGUGGAAGCAGUUAGUGAUUCCCGCAGCGAAACUUGCAGCGGAUGGAUUCAAGAUUUCAAAGUAUCUUUAUAUGCAAAUGAACUAUUUUAGAGACGAUUUCUUAGCAGAUGAAGGUCUCUCAGAGAUAUUUGUCUCAAAUGGAGAGAUCAAGAAACCAGGGACAAUAGUCCGUAACCCGAAAUUGGCUUCUACGUUGAGUCAAAUUGCGGAAAACGGUCCAAACGUGUUUUACAAUGGCACGGUUGGGGUUAACCUAGUGAAUGAUAUACAAAAAUUAGGAGGGAUAGUAACUUUGAAAGAUCUUCAGAGUUACAAAGUUAAGGUUACAGAACCGCUAACUAUGGAUAUACUUGGACACCGAUUACUCGGUAUGCCUCCUCCUUCAUCCGGUGGUCCUACAAUGAUGCUUGUUUUGAAUAUUCUUUCUCAAUAUGAGAUUCCAUCAGGCGUUUCAGGCCCUCUCGGGGUUCAUCGACUAAUCGAGGCUUUAAAACACGCAUUCGCAGUUAGAAUGAACCUUGGUGAUCCGGAUUUUGUUGCGGAUGUUCCUAAGGUUGUUUCGGAUAUGUUGUCUCUAAAGUUUGCACAAGACUUGAAGAGUAAGAUAAACGAUGAGAAAACAUUUGAUCCCAAAUAUUACGGUGGCAAAUGGAAUCAGAUCAAAGAUCACGGAACAAGCCAUUUAUCAAUCAUAGAUGCUGAAAGGAAUGCUGUUUCAAUGACUACUACAAUAAAUGAUUACUUUGGGGCAAAAAUGUUGUCUCCGAGCACCGGAAUUGUUCUCAACAACGAAAUGGACGAUUUCUCGAUGCCUAUGAAAUCCCUAAACCCUGAUGUGCCUCCGCCGGCACCGGCUAACUUUAUUCGUCCUGGAAAACGGCCUUUGUCCUCUAUGUCACCCACCAUUGUACUCAAGGACGGUAAAGUGAAAGCCGCGGUGGGUGCAAGCGGAGGAAUGUUUAUCAUCGCUGGAACAACGGAAGUUUUCUUGAAUCAUUUCUUCCUCAACAUGGAUCCUCUUUCUUCACUGAUACCAAACAAAAUUUCGUAUGAGAACUGGACUACGGUUUACAAUGGUCAUUUCGAGAUACCUAAAGAGACAAGACUUGUGUUGGAGAAGAAAGGUCAUGUCCUAGCUCCGAUCGCCGGAGGAACGAUUUCUCAGUUCAUAGUGGAUGAAUCCGGUGGAAAUCCCGGCGGAAUGAGUAAGCUUGUGGCGGUUAGUGAUCCAAGAAAAGGAGGGUUCCCUUCAGGAUAUUGA
Molecule: messenger RNA, 1695 nt
Organism: Arabis nemorensis
Lineage: Eukaryota; Viridiplantae; Streptophyta; Magnoliopsida; Brassicales; Brassicaceae
Source: the annotation of a GenBank genome assembly